This is a messenger RNA of Suillus subaureus, 290 nucleotides long. RefSeq lists its product as uncharacterized. Bases 24 to 218 code for a protein of 64 amino acids. The record is from RefSeq and is a predicted model, not a curated record. NCBI's taxonomy places the organism in Eukaryota, Fungi, Basidiomycota, Agaricomycetes, Boletales, Suillaceae. The transcript is spliced from 3 exons.
GCCACAGGUAGGUAAUAUAUUACAUGUUACUGCCAAGCCUCAGUUACCCUAUCGCUGUCGCCUUCAAUGAGCCCACGCUAUCACCAGGCCUGGGGCCUUCAAGCUUCAAGUUGUGGUCAACCAGUUACACAACUUGGAACUCUUUGUACCCCGAAUUUACGUCCAGUGAGAAAGUGGCCAACCAGAGCAAACCGACGCGUUCCUGGGCACCCUGCUGAAGUUGGCCGUCAUCCGAACGUACUGCUAACCUCUAGUAAGAGAGGGCCAUAUUUUGUUGAACCUUCACGCCU